Messenger RNA from Micromonas pusilla CCMP1545, 663 nucleotides. RefSeq lists its product as uncharacterized. The record is from RefSeq and is a predicted model, not a curated record. Bases 1 to 663 code for a protein of 220 amino acids. The transcript has a single exon. NCBI's taxonomy places the organism in Eukaryota, Viridiplantae, Chlorophyta, Mamiellophyceae, Mamiellales, Mamiellaceae.
AUGGCCGCGCGCCGCGCCGCGCCGGUGCUCGCCGUGCUCGGCGGCGCGUGCGCGAGCUAUUACGCGGCCGAGCGCCUCAAGGUCGCGGACAGAGCGCGGCUCGAAGCCCAGGCCGGGACGUCCCGUUCCUCCUCCCACUCCUCGUCCUCGUCCCGGUCCCCGUUCACGUACCCCGAGCUGACGAGAUGCCUCGAGGCGCGCGCGGCGCAAGAGCGCAAACUCCGCGCGUACGUCGAGAAGACCGCCCCGCUCGUCGCGACCGCGCGCGCCGCGAUCGACGACGCCGCGCGAAGAAACGACGCGGUCGCGUUGCGCGGCGCGCGGCAUCGUUUCGCGGUCCUGAUGGGUCGAGUGCACGACGAGUCCGACGCGAUCACGUGGAACGGCGCGGCGAACGCGGCGAGCCGCCCGGCGUUCGUCGCGAAAUACGGCUGCGUCGCGUGGACGGACGAAGCUCUGGACGAGAUCGCGUCGCACGCGCCGAUCGUCGAGAUCGGCGCGGGGUUGGGGCAGUGGCAGCGCGCGCUCACGCGCGAGAGACGCGUCGACGUCGCCGCGUUCGACGAUCACAGCGCGCUGCCUCUGCCUAACCGCGUUCAUCAGGCGCGUUCUGUACACUGGUUCCCAUACGACCGCGUCGGCGUGGUGAACGCCGUUUCUUAA